Molecule: messenger RNA, 3419 nt
Organism: Branchiostoma belcheri (Belcher's lancelet)
Lineage: Eukaryota; Metazoa; Chordata; Leptocardii; Amphioxiformes; Branchiostomatidae
Exons: 9
Coding region: 1147-2214 (355 amino acids)
Source: RefSeq, a predicted model, not a curated record
GGCAAGUGGGAUGGAAGAGUUAGAGUUUGAUGAUAAGAGUGAUUUUAAUUUGAAUGAAGCCCUUAAAGCUUUCAAUCUUAGUUGUUUUAUAGCUCUAUUAAAUGAACCUGACGGGGUUACAUCUAUUCCUAGAUAUGUAUAGUGGUUAGUAAUUUCUAUGUUUUGGCCCUGUGUUUUAUAUGGUUGGUGUUGGUUUUUGUUAAUCCGCCCGUGUUUUGAAAAUAUCAUAACUUUGGUUUUGUCUUUGUUUAUUGAUAACUUCCACAAGGAACAGAAUUGGUCGAGUAUUCGCAGGCAUUCUUUGAGCCCAGCUUCAGAUUUGGAUACAAGUACAAGAUCAUCCGCCCAACUGUUAAUAGCGGUGUCUUUUAGAAAGAUGGGGUCGCAUGAUGGCGUGUUAAGUAUAGCUGUAAAGUCAUUUAUAUAUAAGUUAAACAACAGAGGACUUAAGCUACAACCUUGACGUACACCACAGGUUGAUUGAAAGUACGGCGAGAGACCAUUUGACAUUUUGACACAAUAUUCUACAUUUGAGUACAUUGACUGUAUGGUUUUGAAGAAGAUACAUCACCCAAGUUACCCAAUAAUCGUUUCCUUGUGAACGAUAGGUGAGUCUUUUUGAAAUAAUUAGUGUAUUUUAUAACGAUUAGUACCUAAAUAUGUUCAUUGAAUUUACCUCUAACUAUCUAUAUGGAUACAUACUUUGCAAAAGUAUCUACAUGUAGUCAUGAGGAAGUUUAUACAUAAGAAGCAUUGUAUGGAGAUAAUGUCCAUACGUGUACAUGUACAUGUACAUGUACUAUGCAUGUCAUAUUUGUAUUACAUGUCAUUGUUCAUCAUUUCAUAGAAUACAAUGCAUUUCCUAUUUACAGGAUGCUACAUGGGACCUUUACAAGUGGCAUACUGCCGACGCAGUAUGAGAAGCUAUGUCAGGCUGCAGACAUAGGCAUAAUCAAGGAAGAAGACAGGAAUGUCGGUAAGUAGCAAUGUGUUGAUGUGAUGUUCAAAUGAUCAGUUACAAUUUCAAGACUUGCCAGCAGUAAUUCCUGGGAUUGAAAUAAUUUGUACUAAAAGGAUUUUCUAUUAUCACAAUCCUCAGUUCUCAGUGAAUACAAAGGUGUGGUGCAAGAUCUUGCAGAGCGUUCAAUGGAGACAUCACUACAAGAGGAAAUAGCAGCAAGUGUAUUAAAUGAAGAUGAAGACGACUACAGGGGACUGAAAGUGCUGUCUGAUGCCCGCCACUGCUGGAGGAAGAACGCCUACAACUCGGAUGUUGUCUUCCUUGGCCACACAACACACCGUGUGAUCCGUCACGAAUUGGUGACGAAAGAGGAUGAGCCUGUGUCCCCAAAUCAUGAAAUCGUUGGAACAAGGCGUUUCUAUGAGUGGGCUGAUGCCAGAGGAUUGAGCAUUCAUCUCCAUGGCCACGACAGGAACCUCACUGUCAACAAGUUCUUAGAAGACAACCGGCAAUAUACAGAAAACGGCAAUGAUACCUGGCACGCCACCAAGAACUUGGCAAAGUCAUUUGCCAAGGUUGCCAAAGGAACAAUAGCCACACGGGGAAGGGUUUGGCACCCAGAGCUCUCAGAUAAAGGUGCCGGUGUGAAAACGCAUUUCUACUGGGCAAUGAAGACUUGCAAUGCUGAUGCCGGCUUGCUGCAGUUUCGCCUGAACAACAUUGUCCGACACUACCAGAAUGACCACAGAGACUGUUUUGCUGGAGAUGGGCAGCUGGAGGGGUCUCGGUGCCGGACAGACCCCAACUAUGAGCCGCAGAGAGCUCUGCUCAGGGAUCCUGUGGCCAUAGCAAUCCUGACCUGGUGGAUACAGCAGACUCCAAUCUACAAAAAUCCACAUGACUAUGUUCAUUGCGUUAAUACCCACUAUGUGGAGAGCUUCAACAACAGUAUCCUCCAGUACCAUGACAAGAGGAUUGUGUUCGGGAGGGACCAGUACCUCCUGCGCAGCCACCUCUCCAUCCUUGACUGGAAUGAGCAUGUUGACAGAGAACACACUUCUGUCAUCAGGCGACAGUCUGCCACAAACCCCAGGGCGGUGGAGGGGCACCGUGUGCUGAGGAGAAAAACCAACAGCUUCAAAGCCACCAUCUGGGACAAUUAUAUGUCCCAGGUCUUGGACUACGGGAUGAGGAACUUCUGUCCGCCAUGCGAGACAGAGCCACAUGGAGUGACAUUACGAAUGGCACCUUAGAGGAUGACCUGAACUGAACUGAACUGAUUUAUAUGAGCAAUUACUAGUGGUUUCUCCUAAAAGGUGCAAGUCAAAGUCAAUCUGUUGUUUACAUUGGGACAGACGAUUUAUUAUGACACUUAAAGGUAUGUUUCCUAUAAACCUAUGCUACUUUGCUUUUAUUUUGUAGGUUAUGUUAUGCAUUCUAUUGAAGAGCAAAAACUAGGGCAAAGUCUGAACAUUGUAUAUAUGUUUGUACCAGUACCGACUGUAACUCUAUAAUGAUAUGUGUCAGUGAUAGUGACCGAUGAUGUGGUUAUGAUGUAAUCCUGCAUUUAUUGUACUCAUGGCUGUCAUGUCAACCAUGUACUUCUCUUAUGAUUGUAUACAUGUAGGGUACGAUGUUUACCAUAAUCAUGUUACUGUACAUAGUAAGCAGCCUAAAUGUGCUACAAAGAAACAAGUGUCUAGACAGUUACUCACUGUUACUGGGAAGUUUCUAUUACUGGCAAGUAAUAUACAUGUACACAUUCACAUGCGCGCGUACAAAAUUUACACUUGGAAUGAAAUAACUUGGUAAACACAAAGCCGAAAUAGAAACAUUCCUGCAGCACUGUAAGAUAGUCUUUCCAAGGCCAGGCUCUGGCCACAUGUGUCCGUUUUCCCCAAUGGGACACCAAGGCCCGGGUCUAUUAGGCUUCUGGCACGGGACUGGGAUUAACCAUUACACGCCUGUCAGUUAACUGCUAGAGGCCAUAUUGUCUCCGGACAAGCGCCUUUUGGGGGUUUAAGGUUCAAUCUGAAAGCUGGUAAAAUAUUGUAGGUACAAGACACACCAAAGAGCUCCUGAAGAAACAUGUGGAUCUGGGCCUUAUGAGACCACAGGAUUGGGGAGAAUCGUGUAGUGAGGCAUCUCUGUCACUGGCAAGAUCACAAAUAGGUCAGUCUAAAGUGAAAGACAGCUAGGAAGUACAAAUGUAUACGUAGCUGUGCGAGCUUUUAGGAUCUGGGCCGUUUAAGACCACAGGACCACAUUUUCUCAGAGCAGCCCUUUUUCCCUUUGCUUUUAAAGUCGUUUUCUUCACCUUGACCUUAGCCUCAGAAACUCUGGCCAAGGACUCCCCAAAUGAGACAUUGAAUUUCUUCUGGAACUUGGUAUUUACAGUGUGGUAAAUUUGUCUGGCACAGACAGUUGCAUUAAGUUGAUUAACAGUAGUUUUGUCCUU